CGUUAACCGCAUUUACUUACGAAGCACCAUUGACACGACCGAAGACAGUGGGUGGUAGCAUCAUGUGCCUAACUCUAGGGUCCAAGUCGCUUCGGUCCAUCACGGUGCCGGUGACUCCGCGUCACAAGCUGAAGCAUCUUAACCUCUAUCAUCCAUGUCUUUCCUCGUCAUUACCUCUGCAGAUGUAUCCAGAAUUGUAUCAUCGAUCCACCACUCCAGCUUGAGAAUCUGAUGGCCUUCGUGUUUCACACCCUUUCCUCAGGUUCUGGUUUUGAUGCCCCGUUGCGUGAAGCAAUUACUAUGGCGCAGCACAAGACACUUUUCAUGCCUGCACGAGUGCAGGGAUUAGGGACUAGCAUCAAGGUGGUCUCAAUUCCGCAACAUCAUGCUGAUCAAGGCGGGCUUCCUGCGUCCAGUAUAGUUUUGGACGAAAACACUGGCGGCAUACGUGCAAUCGUAAACGCGAGGCAACUAACAGCUCUUCGUACAGCUGCUGGUUCUCUGCUUGCUACGCGCCUUCUCUUGUCUGUUCGAGAUCCAAGCACGUUCCUUGCUUUCGGAGCAGGCAAGCAAAUUGAGGCGCACGUGGAUCUCCACCUUCGUGCCUAUUCCACCAUCGAAACUUGCACGAUAGUUAACAAGUCAAAUAAUCAAAGACUUGCUGAUCUUAUCAUGCGCCUGAAGUCAGCUCAUCCAACAGUCACAUUUCAGUCUCUCAUUUUGAAGGACGACCUUGCUCGACUGGAGCAAGUUACCCGUGCAGCUAAUAUCAUAUGCACGGCCACAUCCUCAAAGGAGCCACUUUUCGAGGCGAAAUGGGUUUCUCCGGGGACACAUCUCAAUCUCAUUGGAAGCUACACGCCUGAAAUGGCAGAAGUCUCUUCAGAGUUGUUGCACCAGGCUGGAAAAGUGGUCGUGGACUCCAGAGAAGCAUGCGCAUCUGAGGCCGGGGAGCUCAUAAAGGCCAGGUUUAAUGAAGAGGACAUGAUUGAAAUUGGAACGCUGGUCCAUUUUGAUAACAACUCACCGGAUGCUGAAUACAAGAAGGUUCACGCGUUGUGCGACGAGGUAAGGCGGGCUGGUAAAAUCACUAUAUUCAAGAGCGUGGGCGUAGGAUUACAGGACGUAGCCAUCACGAAUAUGGUGGUGAAUCUCGCGGGAGAGACUGGUACUCGUAUUGACUCCUAUGAUGACGAUCAGUUUUGAAACCUCACUCGCAAUCUGUUAAAGAGAUUCAGGAGGUAAUACUAUCAAUACCCCUCUGAAUUUAUAAUCAUACCUUCAUUGUAUAUGCA
Suillus subaureus is the source of this 1295-nucleotide messenger RNA. RefSeq lists its product as uncharacterized. The transcript is spliced from 2 exons. Lineage: Eukaryota; Fungi; Basidiomycota; Agaricomycetes; Boletales; Suillaceae. The record is from RefSeq and is a predicted model, not a curated record. Bases 232 to 1206 code for a protein of 324 amino acids. Gene Ontology annotation, cellular component: cytoplasm.